AUGUCACCCGCUUACGAAGUUGAAGAAAACCCAGAGCCUUUGAAACAUAAUAUACAUAAUCUCAGGAAAGUCUGUCGUGUUACCGCCUCUGGCCCAGAUUGUAAAGCAUUGCAGCGUACUACACAUGAAUAUGUAGUAGUCUCAUUUGCGAAUGCACCCGUACACUACGUCACUCUCACUUGCAAAGCAAAGAGCAAAUGGGGGAAGUUUAAAGCUUUAAGUCCAAGUGCAGUAGGGAUUAAGGCACAACAACUGAAAAAGGCAUAUAAAGAGUCAGUUCCACCUUUGCAAAUACUUCCGGGAACCACAACAGAGCAAGUGAAAGUCGAAUCAGACCCAUUGACUUGUAAUCAAAGGAACAUUCACCGUUCAUUCAAAAGCUGGUCGUUUCCUCUCUCUGAUCCCACUCACUGCUCUGCAAAAAAUGAAGUAUCUGUUUGUACGCUUCCCCCUCCUGGUAGCUGUUGUGCUCAGCACCCCGACGAGAUCAAAAAGCAAUUUAUCCACGCCCCCUCCGUAGACCACCCACGUAUGGCGAAAGUCGCUAGGGUCGCCAUAUCGAACGGUUUAAACAUGUGA
Histoplasma capsulatum G186AR is the source of this 579-nucleotide messenger RNA. RefSeq lists its product as uncharacterized. The record is from RefSeq and is a predicted model, not a curated record. The coding region runs from base 1 to 579 and encodes 192 amino acids. The transcript has 3 exons. NCBI's taxonomy places the organism in Eukaryota, Fungi, Ascomycota, Eurotiomycetes, Onygenales, Ajellomycetaceae.